UUCUAACUCGCUACAGUACGUUAGACUGAAGCGUGAGAAAGUACUGUUGAAGGACUCGCGCGUGCUCUGCGAUAUUUCACCGAGUUUUUGGAUUAACCGAGACAUAAAUGAGACGAACGGGAGAGAGUCUCUGCAAAUACAAUGAUAAGUUAAAAUCUCCUCAUACCAGAUGAAGGAAGAUGUUGGCCAUGGAUCAGGGUGUAGUGGAGGAGUGGCUGUCUGAGUUUAAGACUCUUCCAGAAUCAUCGAUCUCCAAUUAUGCCACCACUCUAAAGGACAAAGCCUCUUUGGUUCCUGCGCUCUACAAAGUUAUUCGGGAAAAUUACAGUGAUCUUUUGGAGCCCGUGUGUCAUCAGUUGUUUGAGUUUUACCGAAGCGGUGAGCCGCGUCUUCAGCGUUUUACACUGCAGUUUCUCCCUGAGCUGGUGUGGAGUUACCUGUCGGUCACUGCCGCACGAGACCCUCACUGUAGCGGGUGUAUAGAGGCUCUUCUGCUCGGCAUCUAUAACCUGGAAAUAGUUGAUAAAGAUGGACAGAGUAAAGUGUUGUCAUUUACCAUCCCCUCGUUAUCCAAACCGUCAUUGUACCAUGAGCCUUCUUCUAUUGGCUCUUUGGCCUUGACUGAAGGAGCCUUAGCCAAUCACGGCUUGAGUCGAGUGGUUUAUAGCGGUCCCCACCUCCAGCGAGAGACGUUUACAGCACAGAACAGGUUCGAGGUCCUGACGUUUCUGCUGUUGUGUUAUAACGCUGCACUGAGUUACAUGAGUACUUCAUCUCUUCAGUCUCUCUGUCAGCUCAGCUCCAGGGUCUCCAUCUGUGGGUAUCCACGGCAACAGAUGCGGCGGUAUAAAGGCAUCAGUACUCGUCUGAUGGUCACGUCUGAGUUCCUCGUGCAGCUGAUUACAGGGAUUCAUUUUGCUUUGUGUACUGGAGAAGCAGACCUGGCCUCCAAAGCUCUUGAUGAUGUUCUGUAUCGAGCAAAGCUGGAUCUCUUCCCAGAAGCUCUGCUGGUGGGAAACGCCAUCAAAUCGUCUCUUCACGGUGCUUCUUUGAAGUCUAAUAAGGAAGGUUCUCGAUCCAUCCAGGUGGAAAUCACACCCACGGCCUCUCGGAUCUCACGGAACGCCGUCACCAGUCUGUCUAUCCGAGGACAUCGCUGGAAACGUCACGACGCUGUGGAUUUGGGUUCCCCGGAUGAGCUGACUGAAAUCGCUGAGGUGGACGAGGGCAUUUGUACUCAGGCGUCCGGCGGGCAGAGCAGCCCACCUGCAAUAGUUGUCAGCCACAUUGCCGUAACGGCGGCGGCGAGUAGCGGCGGAGCCGGAAAACUGGCAGGAGGGCUGCGUCGUCUGACGGGCCGAUCCAGCAAGGACAAAGAGAAAGACAAGGAUAACGCCACAGGCCUGGAUCAGCUCUCUCAAAAGCAGGCCGCUGUACGAGCAAUGAGCGAAAACUUAGACCUCCUGUCGCUCAAACGACUGACGUUGACGGCUAGCCAAUCGGUGCCCAAGAGCGGCUCGCUCAGCCUGUCGCGCACCGCCAGCGCCGUCUUCUCGCGCUCUUUCGAGCAGGUCAGCAACGCUCUUGGCGUCGCUACGGGGUCGUCCAGUCGCGCUCAGAGCCCCACCUCAAAUCACGUUUCUGAGGGUCUCCUUCAAGAGGAAGGCGUGACCUAUCCGGAACACCUAAGCCCCGCCCAUCAGUAUCGGCAGCGUUCGCCCACUAUUAGUAUCCAUGUGACCUCUGACCUGUGAUCUCCGAACCUUUUCCCAUAAGCUGUGUUUUACCACACAAAGGACGGAUCACGUUUGUUUCUACACUAGAUUUUUCAAAUCGUCCCAAAUUUGAGGCAAAUACAGACCUGGCACUUCUGCCCCUUUGUGGCACAAAACUACAGCACCUUAAAUGAAGUUUCUCCUGUGGUUUGUCAGUUGUGUAUAAGUACCAAAGUAAUGUAUUUCUGUUUUUUUAAUCUUUCUCCCAAAUUAGUUUUUCAAGGUGUCCAUGAAGUUAACAUGGUGUUUCUGUUGGUACUAAAGUUUACAUGUGUGUGAGUCUGAAUAUGAGCUGUACUGUAUAUUUUUAAUGCUGUAUCUGUGUGUGUUUGGGAAUAAGAUUUACAGACGAUGAUCAAAUGAUAAUUUUCAAACAUGUUAAAUGUGGUAAUACGAUAAUCUGUGUGUAUGGGAUUUGUGUGUGUUUGCACUUAAGAUCUUCUCAAAUUGUGAAAUGGAUAAUGUGACCCCCCCCAUUUCCCAGCAUGCACUGGGUUUGAACUGAAGCCAUCACUUCACACUGUUUUGGAAAUCUGGGUACCCGCAAAACUCGAACAGAAAGUCUGGUGAAAUUAAAUUGCAAAUAAAAGUAGUUACUGUUUACAUCAUCAUUUAUGUGGUAUUUCAACAGCAAUAUUAUACAACGAGCAGUAUGUGAGCAUUUAUUAAAGCCAUACUAAAAGAUUUAAUGACACAUGAGAAAGUUGAGUAACUGUGUGGUGAUUUAAUGGGUAUUAAACUCAAAGUUCACCCACAAAAUCUAAUUUCUGCCAUAAUUUAUUCCCCUUUAUGUCAUUCAAAACCUCUAUAUGACUCUUUCUGCCGUGAAACACAAAAUAUAUAUUUUGUGCUCUCUGGAGUAAAUAAAAAGUGUAGAAUGACAUGAAGGUGGGUAAAUAAAAUAUUUUUUAUUUAUGGGUGAACUCGUGUGUCAUAAUGAUGUCAUGCUUUGAAAAUGCACAGUACAGAUGAUAGAGAGACCCAUUAAACAGUGUGAUAUGACAGAAAUCAUUCCUUAACAUAAAGUGAGAUACAGCUUUGUUUAGUACCAGCAUAAUUUGUAAUGGAUUUAUCUUGGAAAAUUGUAUUAGUACAGUGUUCUAAUACAGCACUGUCUAUCCGGUUUUAUUCCUUGUUUAAAAAAAAUGUAAAAUGUGCUUUUAUUUGAAGUAAAACAACAAUUGUGGUUGUGUCUGUAUUCAUACUAUUUUCGCAAUGUGAACAUUUUAUGAUAAAUUGUAAAUAUUAUUGUACUAAAGUCAUCAGAAAAAUAACAUGGUUACAGAAAAUAAAGAUUUCUAUUUCAA
Messenger RNA from Paramisgurnus dabryanus, 3082 nucleotides. It is a transcript of the gene hycc1, whose product is annotated as hyccin PI4KA lipid kinase complex subunit 1. Gene Ontology annotation, biological process: phosphatidylinositol phosphate biosynthetic process; protein localization to plasma membrane. Gene Ontology annotation, cellular component: plasma membrane. The record is from RefSeq and is a predicted model, not a curated record. NCBI's taxonomy places the organism in Eukaryota, Metazoa, Chordata, Actinopteri, Cypriniformes, Cobitidae.